AAUUCCUGGACCACUAAAGCCGGCAAUUGUAUCUCCGGAUUCCACAGGAGACUUUUUUUUUGGUGUUAUUAUUAGGUCAUUGGAUCCGUGGAAAGGGGCGGGGCGGAGAGGGAGAGAUGAAGGAGACGAGCUCAACCGCGAGCGACCCGAGGCAGCCAUCGACGGCGAGGCCCUACGUGCCUCCGACGGUAUCUCCGCAAGAUCUCCCCAUCGACUAUUCCGGAUUCUUCGCCGUGAUCUUCGGAGUCACCGGCGUCAUGUUACGAUACAAGCUUUGCUCUUGGCUGGCCAUAAUUUUUUGUGCUCAGUCUCUUGCAAAUAUGAAGAAUCUUGAAAAUGAUCUCAAACAGAUAUCUAUGGCUAUGAUGUUUGCAAUUAUGGGUUUGGUUACAAAUUACUUCGGGCCUUCUCGUUUAGCCAGCAAACAGCAAUAAUUUCAGUUCAUGACGUGCAUCUAUCACCUAUCAUCUUUCGGAUAAUUUGUUGGAUCUUAGUAUGGAGAUUGAGCAUCUGUAAUUUUUGUCAUAUACUGGGAUUAGAGUCAUUAGACCAUUCUAAAAGGUGCUUAAAUUGUGUUUCUUUGACAGCAUAACUUUGUAAUGGUGGUGCAUGGUGAUCAAAUUGAUUUGCUUGUAUUUUUACUGAUUUCAAGCUUUGUGCAUUGCUCAUCUUUUAAUUGGAUAGCCCUGACAGUUUGUGUGAUAAUUAUGUCAA
Elaeis guineensis (African oil palm) is the source of this 714-nucleotide messenger RNA. RefSeq names its product protein Asterix. The record is from RefSeq and is a predicted model, not a curated record. Gene Ontology annotation, cellular component: endoplasmic reticulum membrane. Lineage: Eukaryota; Viridiplantae; Streptophyta; Magnoliopsida; Arecales; Arecaceae. Gene Ontology annotation, molecular function: protein folding chaperone. Gene Ontology annotation, biological process: protein insertion into ER membrane.